Gekko japonicus is the source of this 2138-nucleotide messenger RNA. RefSeq names its product mbt domain containing 1 (gene MBTD1). Gene Ontology annotation, biological process: regulation of DNA-templated transcription. The record is from RefSeq and is a predicted model, not a curated record. Gene Ontology annotation, molecular function: zinc ion binding. Gene Ontology annotation, cellular component: nucleus. The coding region runs from base 47 to 2005 and encodes 652 amino acids. NCBI's taxonomy places the organism in Eukaryota, Metazoa, Chordata, Lepidosauria, Squamata, Gekkonidae. The transcript has 16 exons.
GCAGCAGCCGCAGCAGUAGGAGGCAUCCGCUGCCCAUGAGGGCCUGAUGGAAAACACAAAGGACCUGACUGAACACUCUUCACGGUCAGAGAGGAAAAGACGUGACUCAUUUGGGAUGUUUGAUGGUUAUGAUAGCUGCAGUGAGGAUACCAGUAGUAGCUCCAGCUCUGAUGAGAGUGAAGAGGAAGUUGCUCCUUUACCCUCCAGUCUCCCAAUUAUCAAGAACAAUGGGCAGGUCUACACAUAUCCCGAUGGCAAAUCUGGCAUGGCUACCUGUGAGAUGUGCGGGAUGGUUGGUGUCAGAGAUGCCUUUUAUUCUAAAACCAAGCGUUUUUGCAGUGUUUCCUGCUCAAGAAGUUACUCUUCGAACUCUAAGAAGGCCAGCAUUCUGGCCAGACUUCAGGGAAAACCUCCAACUAAGAAGGCUAAAGUUCUACAGAAACAACCUUUAGUUGCUAAAUUAGCUGCAUAUGCUCAAUACCAAGCAACGGUACAGAAUCAGUCAAAGACUAAAACAGCAUCUGUUCCAGUGGAAGGUUUCAACUGGGGUAACUACAUCAAUAGCAAUAGUCUCACAGCCGCUCCUGUUAACUGUUUUAAACACGCACCCAUGGGGACUUGCUGGGGCGACAUUUCAGAAGGUGUACGUGUAGAAGUCCCUAACACAGACUGCAGCCUACCUACCAAAGUCUUCUGGAUUGCUGGGAUUGUAAAAUUAGCAGGUUACAAUGCUUUACUAAGAUAUGAAGGCUUCGAAAACGAUUCAAGUCUUGACUUCUGGUGCAACAUUUGUGGUUCUGAUAUCCACCCAGUUGGUUGGUGUGCAACCAGUGGGAAACCUCUAGUACCACCUCGAACCAUUCAUCAUAAAUACACAAACUGGAAAGCUUUUCUAGUGAAAAGACUCACUGGUGCCAAAACUCUUCCCCCUGAUUUCUCUCAGAAGGUAUCAGAAAGUAUGCAGUAUCCUUUCAAACCUUCAAUGAGAGUAGAAGUUGUUGACAAAACACAUCUCUGCCGAACACGGGUAGCAGUUGUAGACAGUGUAAUUGGAGGCAGGUUAAGAUUAGUAUAUGAAGAAAGUGAAGACAAAACAGAUGAUUUCUGGUGCCAUAUGUACAGUCCUCUCAUCCAUCCCAUUGGUUGGUCUCGAAGUAUAGGACAUCGGUUCAAAAGAUCUGAUAUUGCCAAGAAACAGGACUCUCACUUUGAUGCACCCCCACAUUUAUUUGCUAAGGUAAAAGAAGUUGAAUCAAGUGGAGAAUGGUUCAAGGAGGGAAUGAAACUGGAAGCCAUAGAUCCAUUAAACCUUUCUGCAAUAUGUGUGGCAACGAUUAGAAAGGUAUUAGCAGAUGGAUAUCUUAUGAUUGGAAUUGAUGGCUCUGAGGCAGCGGAUGGGUCUGACUGGUUUUGUUACCAUGCUACUUCCCCUUCUAUAUUCCCAGUUGGUUUCUGUGAAAUUAACAUGAUAGAACUAACUCCACCCCGAGGUUAUGCAAAACUACCUUUCAAAUGGUUUGACUACCUCAGGGAAAUGGGUUCAGUAGCAGCUCCUGUGAAGCUCUUCAACAAGGAAGUUCCAAACCAUGGGUUUCAUGUUGCAAUGAAACUGGAGGCAGUAGAUCUCAUGGAACCUCGUCUAGUAUGUGUGGCCACAAUAACUCGUAUAAUCCAUCGUCUCCUGAGGAUACAUUUUGACGGCUGGGAAGAUGAAUAUGAUCAGUGGGUGGACUGUGAAUCUCCUGACCUCUAUCCUGUAGGAUGGUGUCAGCUAACUGGGUACCAACUACAGCCUCCUGCAUCACAGUCAUCAAGAGAUAGCCAGUCAAGUUCAUCAAAGCAGAAGAAAAAGUCAAAGUCACAACAGUACAAAGGACACAAAAAAAUAUCUUCACUGCAGCUGAAGGAGGAGUUACUAGAUGGAGAAGAAUACAGCUUUCUUCAAGGAGCAUCUGAUCAGGAAAGCAAUGGAUCUGCCAGCCACUACAUCAAGCAAGAACCCUAAAAGGCACUCUUUGAAGCCUGUAUAAAAAGAGCCUUUCUGCAAGACUGACAUUCCCAUUCUGAGGAUACAGUUGGACAGCUUCUACUAAGGGCACUUUGCUAAUUGGAGAUAAGAUUUCAACUGAGAAUUUUUG